CGCAGCCUCCCGAGCCGCAGCCCGGUCCCGCAGCCAGGCCCGCCACGCUGGCGCUGCUCCGGCUCGGAGGCCGACGGCUGAGCGCGGCCAGCAUGGAGGCCAUCUGGCUCUACCAGUUUCGGCUCAUUGUGAUCGGGGACUCCACGGUGGGCAAGUCCUGCCUCAUCCGCCGCUUCACCGAGGGCCGCUUCGCCCAGGUCUCCGACCCCACCGUGGGGGUGGAUUUCUUCUCCCGGCUGGUGGAAAUCGAGCCCGGGAAGCGAAUCAAGCUCCAGAUCUGGGACACCGCGGGCCAGGAAAGGUUCAGGUCCAUCACCAGAGCCUACUACAGGAACUCAGUAGGUGGCCUUCUCUUGUUUGACAUCACCAAUCGCAGGUCCUUCCAGAAUGUCCACGAGUGGUUAGAAGAGACCAAAGUCCACGUCCAGCCCUACCAGAUUGUGUUUGUUUUGGUGGGUCACAAGUGUGACCUGGACACCCAACGGCAGGUGACCCGACACGAGGCAGAGAAAGUGGCUGCUGGGUAUGGUAUGAAGUACAUUGAGACCUCGGCCCGAGACGCCAUUAAUGUGGAGAAAGCCUUCACAGACCUGACUCGAGAAAUCUAUGAGCUGGUCAAAAAGGGGGAAAUUACCAUCCAGGAAGGCUGGGAAGGGGUAAAGAGUGGCUUUGUGCCAAAUGUUGUUCACUCCUCAGAAGAGGUUGUCAAAUCAGAUAGGAGAUGCCUAUGUUAGCCAACCCUAGUAAGCCAGACACAAUUUUUAUUAAUAAAACAUACUGUACUAACCGAACAGAAAUGUAACGGAGAGUUGUAGCAUACUAGUGUGCUCACCGACAGGUGAGAGGAACUUUAGCCGCAGAUGAGAAUGAUGUCACAUUCCCGAUAACCCUCUUUCCAAAUGGGAAAUCCAGACCUUGUCACAAAGGCGCAAUGGUGGGUGUUUGUGUUGAGGCUCUGUGGGAGCUGGAGCAGAGAGGAAACUCCAAACCAAAACCAAACCCCCUCCCACCCCCCCGAAUUGUCAUAUUCCAAAGGAAUCGGAGGUGAAGUAUCUGAGCUCAGGAAUUGCUAGCGCUCCUAUGUUCCGCUUCCUCUCCCCAGCCCUGGUGCUUCAGAGUACCUUUUCCUCCAGCGAGGUGGAGGGCUGCUCGAGUUGCUCCCCGAGGACCCUUCCAAGCCCCCCAAACUGUACAGUUCUAAUAGACCUAAUGCCACGGGAUCCUUUUUCGAGGGGGUGGGGAGGUGGAGGGCAAAGUCCCGCCCCUGGAGUUUUGUUGAUACGGGCAACUCUGGGCACGGAAACGCCCUCCGCCAAUUCAGACGAACGACUUGUUGUGCAACUUUAGUGUCUCAAAGAUAGAUGCUCAGGGCUCUGAGAGGCAAAAUGAUCUGCCCAGAAUUCCACAGCCAGCAUGAGUCAGAGGCAGGUCUGGAACCCAGGUCUUUCUUUAGCCACCAUAUCACAACGCCUCUCAGAAUUGUAGUGGGUCGAGAUUGCUAAUCUAAUAAGCGGAAGAGAAAAAUUCAAAUCCUGUCAUUUCUAAAGCCAUCUGUGAGAGGAACUCUGGCCGUAAACUGGCUCCCACAGAGUUUGUCCUUCCUUCGCUCCAAUCCUACCCUUUUCGAAAAUGAACAGAUCAAGAGUCCUAAACUCUUUGUCUCCAGCCGCUAGUUGUGGGCUUGGAAAAUACGCCUUCAUAUCCAGAGGCCUGAGUCUCCGCUUUCCAUCCGGGCCUUCUUUGUUCCUGUGCAGCAGGGGAGCCUGGGGAGUCGGGGAGAUGCCAAGUAGUAGCUGAGCCCCUCUGCUACUGUAAGAUCAUUCAGAACAUCUCAAGAUGCACCGGGGGAGUGUCCCGGUCCCAAUUUCCUCUUAAGUCAUUCACACCAAUGGGGAAGAUACAACGAGAAGUUUUGUUCCGAAUCGAGCAGAGAUGCAUUAGCGUGUUGAGAACGUGGAAUGGCACUCAUUCGAUUUGGGAACUGGAAGAACAAAGUAGAAGGAAGGACCUUUGGGAACUCCCUAGUGUGGCCACACGUGGGCCUCUUUAUAAGAGCAAGUGCUGAGGGGUGGCAGACUGGCCUUGGGCCACGGAUGGGGCAGACACCAUUGGUCAAAGGGACAUUGAGUCACCAAGUUCCUGAUGCGUGUGCCAGAUGCUGUGCUAGGAAAGAGGGAGAAGGAAAGACUAUUGAAAGGAAAUUUCCCAGGCUAGUGAGGAGGGAAGAAGAAGCCACAUUUUAACAGAUAACAAAAUAGACCCUUAAGAAAGGACACACACAUGUAGCGGCCAGGUCCUUGCCCAGAAAAAAAAAAAAUGGAACGAAUCCAUGAAACCGAAAAUAGGGAGGAGGUUCCCAGUGCACAGACCUGGAGUCCAGAAGUCCCGAGUGACCCUGAACAACUCACAUCACUAACUGUAUCAGUCUCCUCAUCUGGAAAAUGGGGAUAACAGCCCCAACCUCAAAGGGUUGUUGUGAGGGCAUGAGAGCGUAUUUCUAAAGUACUUAGCGCUGCUGUUAACUCCUCCCCUAACCUAAUGAUCAAGGAGGUGGAUUUUUUUUUUUAAUUAGGAAAACUGACAGCACAGGUCAGAGCUCUGGAAAAUACUAUGUUGGUUUCCCCAGUUGGAAUACAAGCUGGAACCCUCCAGUGUUGUCCAGUGUCUGGUGUGUGAGAAAGAAAUAACUGGGUCAGUUGCUUCUGAAACGAGGGCUUGAGAGCUCGGUUCCACCAGCAAUCAACCUAUCUUUCUCCCUCCGUUUGAUAUCUUAACCGGGCGAGAAUUCUGUGUUCAAAAUCAACAGGGAUUCACCGUAACAACGCCAACAUUUGUCAUCUUUGCUGGACGCUGCAGACCUGCCGAGAUGUCCCCUUUUCAGAGCGCUCUGUCCCCUCAUUUGAUUCUCCCAACAACUCUGCGAGGUCAAGCGGGUAGGGGUCUCGUCCCCAUUUACAGGUACAAACUCAGCCCCAGAGAGAAACCAAGCAACUGGUGACUGACCGACGAGAUUUCCGUCCAGGUCCCCAGUUUAUCACAUCACACUGUCCCUCACUGCCCCUAGAUAGAAGGUCUGACGCUCAGGGGUGGACGGGACCUCCGAGCCUCUCCCCCCUGAACGAUUGGGAAGUGGUAGGGAAAUAUCACAACAUUUGCUUCUUCAUAUUCAACAGUGCAUUUCAUUAAAGUACACCCCCAAGGAGUUCAAUUCUUUUUCAAAGAUAAAACAUUUAUCGAAUACUCAAUGAUUACAUUCUUUUUGUUGGUUUGAAAAAAUACACUGAGAUUUAGCUAACCCUAAAUUUUACAAUAACUCAACUUUCCAAGUGAGGCAUUUGAGUGAGUGGCCCCACAGCUUGUGCUCUCCCAUCAAGCUUUGGGACUGCCGACCGUAGGCUUUUGAACCGUUUCUCUAUAAAGAAAGGUUCUUGGCAUUCAACGGCCACAUUUUUACUCCCCAAACCCAAGUUCUAGCUCUCAUUAGUUGCCAUCUAAUCCCGAUUCCCUUUUAUGAGAACUUCCAUCACUGAAUGACUAUGACAAAGGAACUGAGUUCAGCCACUGAAGAUAACAAUUAAUUGAGGAGAGGAAACCUCUAAAGCCCAGCUUGCUAAAAUUCAGUGGACGAUUUUACAAGAGAAUCUGCAUUUGAACUGAAUUAGGAAGUACAUCAGUCAUGUGAAAACUAGUGGCCAGUGAGCUUGGCUUUGAUUCUUAGUAGCACUUUGGAGCAUUAAGCAAAGAGAAUAAUCGUAUGAAGCAAUCUGGAACGGUCAAAAAUUUGUACCAGACAAGCCCUAUUUCCUUGUUUUUGACGUAAGCCUAUGGUGCCGGCCCCAGCUCUGCCACUUGUGUGAUUUUGGACAAGUCACUUAAACUCUCUGGGUCUCAGUUUUUGCAUCUGGAAAGUGAGGAUUCUAUUACAAACUCCUAAGAUCCUCAUUCUAAAUCUUGAUAUAUGAAAAUCUUGAUAUCUAAAUCUUGAUAUCCAUGUUGUGGAUAAAAUGGAGGGAGGUGUCCAAUGGCACAUUCCAUAGCUCCGUGCCUCUUUGUUUUUUAAGCCCGAUUACGUGUGGCCGGGAGGGACAGCUAAUAGCUUGGCUGACAGAACCAAGACCCAAUCUAAGCAGGUUCAAUUUAAUGAGGAUGAAUGAAGACCUACACUUGGGUCAACAAAUCAAUAAUAAGGUUGUCCAGGGUGGGGAGAGGGUAGGGAGAUAGCAAAUGUCCUAGGGGAGAAACUUAAAAAGCCAAAUCACUGCAGAGAUUAGGCAGAAGAUAGGAAGGUUGAGACUGCUGGGCUCCCAGUGGAACAGCAACUUGAUCCUGGAGCUCUGAGUCAGGAUGGAAAGGUGGAAGAUAGAAAGUAGCAGAGUCCUAGUGGCCAUCUUUGAGAUUCAGAGCUUUUCUUCCCUUGGCGGCCGCUCCUGUCACUAAGCUACCUGCCACCCUUUGGACCUCUACCCCCCGUUUGUCCCUCUGGGAGCUGGGCAUCUCCAGGAACCCAAGUGCUCCCUCCCGCCCCCAGUAAAAGAGGGUUUGCGAAGCAUGAGUUCUUCUUGAAGAAGCUGGUCUCCUAAUGUGGUCGACGCUGACCUUCCCAGCCUCCAAGUAGAGCUCACCAUACCUCCUUCUGCCUGGGGUUGGAGGCGGGGGCUGGUAAGAAGGGCCGGUGUCUUUCCAUCAUCUCUUUACCCUAGAUGCAGAAGUAGAAACUCUCUAGAUGAGAGGAACUCCUCUGUACUCUCCCAACACCAAUGGUAUUGGCUGUCUCUUAAGGUACUGAGUUCCUCUUCACUGCAGUCCACAAGUAGAGGCUGGUUAGUCAUAUUUGAGACCAAAAUAACAAGUUUUCUGGUUCUGUGUAAGGAUUGGCCUGAAUGAUGUAUGAAGUCCCUUCCAGCUCUGGGUCUGUGAUGAAAGAGACCAUAGACAUGAGGCGUAAUGGAGAAGUGAGGACAAUGGGGCUCAAAUCAGCUCUUGGGGUGGGGCCGAGGGGGACCACAGCAUCUCUCUCGACUUGUUUUUCUGAGUUCGGUUCCUUUGUAAAAUAGAGGUAGGGGAGUGGGGUGGAGAGAGAGCCAGGCUUGAGCCUUGCCGGCUCUCGAUCUCUGCCACCACGUUACCGCAAUAGACCACCGGCCCUUCUUCUGGUGGAUGAUGGGAGACGAUAAAUAAUCGUGAACCAUUCCACUUCUCGGUUCCAUUUUCCAAGGACCCUAGGCUUCAAGAACCUGGUCCUUUGAAGCAGGGAAGAGAAUAUCAUAAAAGUAUGCUGGUUUCCUUGCCCACCAGCAGGGAACAGCAAACGUUAGUGUUCUCAGACUAUUCCCUGCAUAUUAGGAGAAGAGCACACUCGCCUAAAUUCCAAGGCAUCCCUCAGGGGGCCCCCAAAUCAUAGCCGUGUAACUGGAAAGGACUCAUCCAACCCCCUUCAUUUUACAGAGAAAGAAGCCAGGCCCAGAGAGGUCACCCAGUACGAGGGUCUAGUCCCACAAAGAAUUUUACCUUUGACCUUCCCUACAAACUCAGCUCUAACACUAACUCCCUUUGUGACAUUGGGCAAGUAAGUCCAUUCCUCCUUCUUCUCUCCAAUGAAGGAGUUGGGCAUCUUCAUCUCUGACUUCCCCUUCCCAUUUGUGAGGUCAGCUCCCAAGUCUAUUAUUCGUUCCCCUUCUACAGAUCAGAAAAUCGAAGGCCAGGUGAUGUCCAAGAUCACCCUGCUAGUCAUUUUCCCUUUUUCAUGUUAAGGGAAAGGAGCAUGAGCAAUCCAAAAUCGCAUUCAAUUGAUUCUGAAACUCCCAUGUGAACGUGGACAUGCCAUCCAUUCCCAAACAAUAAAGCCACAGGGGAAGGGCCCGUAGGGGUGGGCCUGUUUUCUCCUCAGUAAAAUGAGAGGCUUGAAGCAAGCGGGCCCCGAGAUCCCUUCUAAGCUUAGAUUUUAUCCUGGGACACAGCUUCGGAGUGGGAAGGUAUGGCUCAGACUGGGCUGGAAUCCUUCAGUCAGCUCCUCGUUCCCAACAAAGGCACACGCAGACAGUGAGUAGAUCCUAGCUUUCCUUGGAGGCCCAGGGUGUGUGUGACAUCCAUCAAGAAGGAAAUCCUCCCCAGGAAGGGUUCUUUCCCCGGUCUCACUCCCACCUCAAGUGGGUCAGGUCACUUGGGGAGAAUUUUCCUAUGCAUCUAGCACAUUAGAAAAUGUGUUCUACUUAUCAUAAAUUGUCUUGUUCUCACUGGACUGCCGAGUCCUUUGGAACAGGGCCAGGGUCAUUUAUCACUUCUAUCCCCAGCACCUAACCUUGGUGCUCAUAGUGCGGACUUAACAAGGUCAACUGAAUUGUAUUUUAGAUUUUCCCUAGCUUGAGAGAAUGAAUCGUUUUGGUUGAAGAAUCCAGUCACAAGAUUUCAUUGACCAACUGGGCCAACCUGAGACUUUGUCAUCUACUCAAAUUUGAAAGUAAGAUUAUCUAGAGGAUAAUCGCGUUUGACUAGAUGGGACCAGUUCUGAAAUGGGGCAGAGGCAAAAUUUCUCUAAAGUCUUGCUAGAGAAAUCCAUUCCGUGUACACUUUCCCAUCGAGUUCUGACUCAAGGAUUCAGAACAUUUCAGAUCCAACAGGUAUAACUGUAAAUUUUAUUUGCUAACUAGAGAGAAACUUUUGCUGUUCAACAAAGCACACUUUUCGGUGAUUUGAUAACUGGACACUUAAGACGAGAAUGAAUUGCUGUUAAAGGACUUUUAAGGACUUAGCUUUAUGAACCGACUCACUAGAUAUGUCAGGAUGAACACAAGAAAAAGCAGAAACUAACUUUUGUGGUACCCACGGAUCACGUUCAAAACUGCAUGUUGGAGCACAGAUCCCUGGUCUGAAUUUCAAAAACUCCCAAAUAAAACAUGACUAUAUACUUUCCCUUGCCUUCUAUUAUGCACUGUAGUGAAACGUGAAAAAAAAAAUGCUGUAUUUUGUUGUCUGUGAAUCCAAACAUGCCUGUAUUUAUUAAACUGGUUGAUAAUGUGAUUGUGAGAUUCCACAUGUAAAAACCAAACAAAUCCAGCAACAAAAAAACCCUGUUUCUUUUCCCCUGCUCAUAGUUCUGUGUUAAUGGAUGUUCAGCACCAUGCCUAAAAAUUCAAUAUAAAGAAGACCAAUAAAAAAAAAACAAUGUGCAUUGUUUAUAACAUAA
Messenger RNA from Antechinus flavipes (yellow-footed antechinus), 7183 nucleotides. RefSeq names its product RAB39B, member RAS oncogene family (gene RAB39B). The transcript is spliced from 2 exons. The record is from RefSeq and is a predicted model, not a curated record. Gene Ontology annotation, molecular function: GTP binding; GTPase activity. Gene Ontology annotation, biological process: Rab protein signal transduction. Gene Ontology annotation, cellular component: Golgi membrane. NCBI's taxonomy places the organism in Eukaryota, Metazoa, Chordata, Mammalia, Dasyuromorphia, Dasyuridae. The coding region runs from base 93 to 734 and encodes 213 amino acids.